Molecule: messenger RNA, 2187 nt
Organism: Gadus chalcogrammus (walleye pollock)
Lineage: Eukaryota; Metazoa; Chordata; Actinopteri; Gadiformes; Gadidae
Gene: asb5a
Product: ankyrin repeat and SOCS box containing 5a
Exons: 7
Coding region: 238-1230 (330 amino acids)
Biological process (GO): positive regulation of protein catabolic process; protein ubiquitination
Molecular function (GO): protein binding
Source: RefSeq, a predicted model, not a curated record
CUCCUGGAACCUGAUCCAGUCUCACCCUAGUAGGGACUGGGACAAAAACGAUAACUGAGCUGGUCUCCCGACUGGACCAGGACCUGAGCUGGUCUGCAGACUAGACUAGGACCUAAGCAGGUCUCCAGACUGGACCAGGACCUGAGCUGGUCUACCGACUUGACCAGGAUCUGAGCUGGUCUCCUGAGUCGACCAGGACCUGAGCUGGUCUCCAGUAGCAGGUCCUCCGGUCCAGCGAUGGCGGACCCCCGCCUCGAGGGGCGGGAGCGGUUUGUGGCCAGGGUCUCCAACGUCUACCUCAGCAUCCUGGCUCUGUUCUGCUUCAAGCUCUUCAUCAAGAUCUCCCUGAACCUGCUCACCUACUUCUACAUCAUCAGGGGCAACCGCGAGGAGGCCGCCCGGAUAUCAGCCCAGUACUACGAGAAGAACUGUUACAAUAUCUGGGACGACCGGUCUCCUCUGCACGACGCAGCCUCUCAGGGUCGCCUCGGGGUCCUAAAGACCCUCCUGUCCCAGGGUCACGAGGUCGACGCCCUCACCAUCCACCAGACGACCCCGCUCCAUGAGGCCUGCCUGGGGGGGCACGGAGCAUGCGCUAGGGCACUACUCGACGCUGGGGCUAACGUGAACAGCCGAACUUUGGAGGGGAGCACCCCCCUGUUCUACGCCUGUGCGGUGGGCAGUAUGCCGUGUGCAGAGGUCCUGCUGCAGCGGGGGGCCCGGCCCGGGGGACCCCUGCACCUACCCUCCCCGCUCCACGAGGCCUCCAGCAGAGGUCACGCCGGCUGUGUGGAGGUCCUGCUGACCUGGGGGGCUGACGUGGACCAGGUCCUCCCCGGCCAGGGAACUGCCCUCUACUCGGCCUGCCUUAGCCAGGAGCUGCUCUGUGUCCAACAGCUCCUCAGAGACGGUGCUGACGUCCAGAGGGGGAGGGGCCUGGACUCCCCUCUCCACGCCGCGGCCCAGACAGGCCACGCCCCCAUCACCAGGCUGUUGCUGGAGUUUGACGCCAACGUCCAGGCCCUCAAUGCGGAGCACCAGAGAGCGGUAGAGCUGGCGCCCCCUGGAGGCUCCACGGAGACCCUGCUGCUGGCCCACGAGGUGACCCCUACCUCCCUGAGCCGGAAGUGUCGUCAGGUCGUCCGCUGCAGCGUCGGCCACUCCAGGCUCCACCUCCUGCCACUCCUCCCCCUCCCCGCCCCGCUCACGCGCUACCUGCUCCACCGAUGACGUCAAGUCCAGUUCAACAUGGUCUUCUGUGAUAUAUUAUAGGAUUACAAACGUGCAUAUAAAUUAUGUUUAGCCCUGAACAAAAAUGUAAUUAAUUAAUAAAUAUGAUAUAUGAACUAACAGUGUUUGGUAUUUAAUCACUAAUAGCAUUAGGGUAGAUAAUGUAAUCCAAAGAGGAUUAACGGUUCAUUGAGAGAAUGCUGGUCACGUUGUAUUUUCUAGGGAGGAUGAUAAUUAUUUAACCCCAAUUUUUUUUAAUUCAUGAAUGGUAGUGAUUAAACGGAUGUGUGUUAUCUUAAACUGGACACUUAAUAUGAGUGAAUGAAUGAUUGCUGUAGAGAGUAGAGGCUCUGCCUUGCUAUUGACCACAGGCUGUCGAGUAGGCGCUGCCUUUCUAUUGACGUAAUACCCGGGCUGACCAGAGAGUGUCACUAUAGUUGCUGUUUUCCUUGUAGUCUGGAUCCCAACGCAGGUUUUUUAUUUUUUAUUUAUUCAUUUAAUUUUAUCAGAAAAUGUCUUACACAUACACAUCCACGUUGUUUUCAAGGAUGCAUCCCAGGUAUUUUACUGAUGUUUUUGCACUGACCACAAUUUUAUUCAAAUUUACUUUACAUGUAUUUUGAGCCAAAUAAGGUCUAGAACCCAUGCAGGGUCUUGAACCCAACACAAGGUAUAGAACACAACACAGGGUCUGGGAAAAAUCUGGGCCUAGAACACAACGCAGGGUCUGGAACAACGCAGGGUCUGGGAAAAUGCAGGGCCUAGAACAAAACGCACACUGUAAAAAAUAAUAAGUUGGGCAAACUCAAAAUUGCAAGGCAACUUACUGCAAUCAGUUUUUGAGUUUUGAGCCCAUCAAAAAAGUGAUUUUCUUCUUUAGACAAACUUGAAAGUUAGAGUUAUACCAACUAAGAUUUUUAUAUUUUACAAACUCAAAAAAAUAAGUCAGGGGUGUUA